AUGGGCCUUACUGGGACAUACAUGCUGACGCUGUUUCCGAGGCCUCAGGAUGCUGGUGAAUUGCGCCUAGAUUUGCCCCAGCCCUGCGUUUCUUCAUCACAUUCGACCUGGGGAGGCGACAACUCCUAUUCACAAUUGACUGAAAGUAUCAAAAUAACCAUACAUUUGAACGCUGGCGCGGAUGUGGACGCUCGAGACACCUUCGGCAACACGCCGCUCCACUACGCGGCCGAGGACGGUGAUAGUGGCCUCUUGAGUCUGCUCUUGCACAACGGAGCCGGAGUCGACGCGCAGGUGAGACGCAGUCAAACCUAUCGGUCGGUAGAGUCUGUAGAGGCUGUUGCUUUUAAGCGUCCGUAUUCACAAGCAUCGUCGAGGCUUCUCGAAUUGAAGAUCCCUCUUGAAGCGCCCUCAAGACAUGCUGUGAUCUUACCCGACUCUAAGCGACAGGGUUGA
This is a messenger RNA of Protopolystoma xenopodis, 456 nucleotides long. NCBI's taxonomy places the organism in Eukaryota, Metazoa, Platyhelminthes, Monogenea, Polystomatidea, Polystomatidae. The record is from the annotation of a GenBank genome assembly.